GCACCCAACCCACAUACGCACCACUCACCUCACCAGCAACCUCACACAGAGGCCGGAAACUCAGGAGCAAAGUCUUCGCCUCCUCUUUCGGGAAAAACAAGUCUUCGGUUCUUCGUUCAAACAGCAAAUGGACAAGGCAGGACACGAGCAUGUGAUCGGCAUCCCGGUGAGCAGCACUGCCAUCGGCAUCGAGGAGCCGGAGUUCACGAACGGUGAUGCGAAGUAUUCGACGAGCGCGCGUACCGGCGGGAAGUCGGGCCGCAGGACCGGGGACAAGUUUGCUCGGGGCAUCAAAGAACAUGUGAGUCUCGGCCCAAAACUGUACGAGACCGUGAGGGGCAAGCUGUCGCUGGGCGCGAGAAUCCUCCAGGCCGGCGGAGUGGAGAAGGUCUUCCGGCGGUGGUUCGCCGUGGAGAAGGGUGAGAAGCUCCUGAAUGCCUCGCAGUGCUACCUGUCUACCACCGCCGGCCCGAUCGCCGGGAUGCUCUUCGUAUCCACGGAGAAGGUGGCCUUCCGCAGCGACCGGUCGCUGGCGUUGACCACGCCCAAGGGCGACACGGUGCGGGUGCCGUACAAGGUGGUCGUCCCGCUGAGGAGGGUGAAGGCGGCCAAUCCGAGCGAGAACCAGCACCGGCCGGAGCAGAAGUACGUCCAGCUGGUGACCGACGACGGCUUCGAGUUCUGGUUCAUGGGCUUCGUCAGCUACCAGGCGUCCCUGCAGCACCUCGAGCAGGCCAUCGGUGCGGCAGGGGGUGGGAUGAAGGUGCAGUCGUCGCGGGGCGCGGGCACCGGGAGCGGGCGGCGCCUGCGGCCAACCGCGGCGUGAAAGCUACGCGAGCGCACGGCGACGCCGAUCACUGUCUGACUUACAACACGAGCUGCAUCGUGAUUUGGGACACCUCGUCGGCCUCAGCGACUAGGCGCAGCGCAACAUCGCCGCCGGGAGCUCAGCAAGGUGUGAGGACUGGCGCUCGCCCGAGCCGACGCCGCACGAGGCCGUGGUUGUCGAGCUGGUGGCCUACGCGACCUCCCUAUACGUGAGCAUGGCCGAGGGGAACGACGAACCGCGCGAGCAUGCAUGGGCAUGGCCGUGAGGACGCCCCUAGCAGGGCCACGAGCCUUGUAGCGGGGGCCCUCUAAUGGCGUGUCAAUGGACGUCAUAGAUUUGAGGGCCGCGGAGUGUACGAGCUGUGGCGGAGGCGCGGGUGACAGUGAUGAUAAUGCUCAAGGAAAUGGCACACUGAAGGGUGUGUUCUGUUCGGAAACAAAUUGGAAUGGAAUGACACUCUAAGGUGUCGGUUCCGUUGACAUGUUUGGUUGGGGAUAUGGAAUUAAAUGAUUUUGAGAAAUAGAGUGGAGAGAAUUUAGUUCAACUCACCUCUUGUAUAGAAAUGGUGAGGUUGCCUCUCAUAUGCAUACAUACAAUAUGAACAAAGUACAAAAUC
Messenger RNA from Aegilops tauschii subsp. strangulata, 1445 nucleotides. Its product is annotated as GEM-like protein 7. Lineage: Eukaryota; Viridiplantae; Streptophyta; Magnoliopsida; Poales; Poaceae. The record is from RefSeq and is a predicted model, not a curated record.